This is a messenger RNA of Talaromyces rugulosus, 1731 nucleotides long. RefSeq lists its product as uncharacterized. Lineage: Eukaryota; Fungi; Ascomycota; Eurotiomycetes; Eurotiales; Trichocomaceae. The transcript has 2 exons. Bases 1 to 1731 code for a protein of 576 amino acids. The record is from RefSeq and is a predicted model, not a curated record. Gene Ontology annotation, molecular function: oxidoreductase activity; FAD binding.
AUGAUGCUAUUAUGUAUAUUAGCGGUUCUCGCUGCUUCGAUAUCGCCGACGUUAACGGCACCAGCACCAGAAACGACACGGACUUGUCGAAAGCUUCCAGGUGACAGUGAUUGGCCUAGUGAUGCUUCGUGGGACUCCUUAAAUCGUACAGUUGGUGGUCGAUUGAUUAAGGGUGUCCCUGUAGCCCAAUCGUGCUACGGCCCUCAGGCUGAUGAAAUAACCUGUUCGACACUCCAGAACAACUGGGGGCUGGUGAACCCUUUUCUAAGCGAUCCCGUCAAUGUCGUUUCCCCGUACUUCGGAAACAAUUCGUGCAACCCAUUCGUUGGCUUAGCCAAUAACAGUCUCUCAUCCUGUGAACUAGGGAAUAUGGCUUCAUACGCUAUCAACGUCUCGAACGCUGAGACAGCAGUGGCAGGCAUCAAGUUCGCUCGUGAAAAUAAUAUCCGCCUUGUUGUAAAGAACACGGGCCACGACUAUCUUGGUGGCUCUGCUGGAAAAGGAGCCCUUGCCUUGUGGACCCACAACCUCAAGGAGGUCACAAUCAUGACGAACUAUAGCAGUUCAGUCUACAGCGGUCCUGCCGUUAAGAUCGGCGCUGGUGUUCAAUUCGUGGACUUGUAUAACAUAACUGCCAAGAACGGACUGCGUGUUGUAGGAGGAAGCUGUCCCACGGUUGGUGCUGCCGGCGGUUGGCGACUAAACGGCGGCCACGGUCCUCUCGCCUCGUCCUACGGUCUUGGUGCAGACAACUCUCUAGAAUUUGAAGUUGUGACAGUCGACGGCAAGAAGCUUACAGCCUCUCCACAGGAGAACUCUGACCUCUACUGGGCUCUCAGCGGCGGCGGUGCUGGCACCUAUGCUGUUGUCAUCUCAGCCAUCGUCAAGGCGCACAAGGACGGACCGGUUGCAGGGUCUACGUUGACAUUCCCAAAUAUCUACGGCAACUCCUUUUGGGUUGCAGUUGAAGCCUGGAUGAAACAUCUCCUCGUGCUGGAUACCAUCCCAGGCUUCGCAUCCGAGGCACUUAUUACUAAAGAUACCUUCUCCAUCGUUAUAGCCACUUUACCCAACGGUACCGAGACCACUAUGAAAGAAGCCUUGGCUCCCUUCUAUCAGACUCUCUCACAACUCAACAUAACGGCAGUCAUCAAUGAGACAGCCGUACAAAAAAAUUACCUCGAGCAUUAUGAUACCUAUAUAGGGGAAGGCACCCCGUUCACGCGUAAUCUUACUGUUGGCGGGCGCCUGAUUCCCCGUUCUCUCGUUCAUGACACCAGUCGCCUGUCUCAACUGACAGAAACUUUCCGCGAUAUAGUGGCCUCUGAAAAUACGGUUCUCUAUCUUCUGGGCUACAAUGUUUCGAACAAGCGUGUAGGGCUUCCGACUGGGUUUAAUUCCGUUACACCUGCGUGGCGGGACUCACUCUUCUUGAUUAACAUUGCCACUCCUGCAAGCAACGACGCAGGAUGGUCCACGAUGAGCUCUGACAUGAGUCUAAUGAACAGAUGGCAAGAUAAAUUGCGGACAUUAACUCCGGGUGGAGGUGCUUAUAUAAAUGAGGGAACAUACAAUGACCCUCAGUGGAAGAUCGACUACUUUGGCGGCACUUAUGAUCGUCUAAGAACUAUCAAGAGAAAGUAUGACCCGGAAUUUGUGCUAUAUGUCCACCCGGGCGUAGGCAGCGAUGAGUACGAAGAGCAGCCGGAUGGACAUUUGUGUAAAGUGUAA